Messenger RNA from Cannabis sativa, 962 nucleotides. RefSeq lists its product as uncharacterized. The record is from RefSeq and is a predicted model, not a curated record. Bases 151 to 696 code for a protein of 181 amino acids. The transcript is spliced from 5 exons. Lineage: Eukaryota; Viridiplantae; Streptophyta; Magnoliopsida; Rosales; Cannabaceae.
GGCCCAGAUAAGCCCGUCCAUAUUCCAAUAAAUGAAUUGCAACUUCAUCAUCGUUCCUCGCUCUCUUUUCCAAUCUUCUUCUUCUUCGUAUUAAUCAUAUAGAACCCUAACCCUAGCUCCAGCUCAACAAACCGGAAUUGCUGCUAAUCGAUGGCAGAGGUGAAAGAAGAUGAGGUUUUAGUAGAAAAUACUACUAAUAAUACUAAAUAUGAUUUUAUCGAGGAAAUGGAUCCUUAUUGGGAUGGUAAAACAUUCCCAUCAGAUUCAUCCGAUGAUGAUGAUUCUGAAGAUGAAGCUGGUUGGUUAAGUGUUAUAAACCAACUCAAACUAACUGAUGGUUUUCAGGUUGAUCAUCUCCCUAAUAACCAAGCAAACUGGAGUUCAUUUGUUGUGGAGUCUUUUUAUAAGACUUAUGAUAAGUAUACAAUCGAAGCAGCUCAUGCCGCCAUUGCUGAAUUUAACAAGCUCAAGGGUGCUAAUUUGGAGCUGAAAAAAAUUAUAACUUCGAUAUUUAGUUUAGGACCAAGAGAGUAUUCUUUUACUCUGGAAUGUACGGAUGGGUGUUACUAUGAAGCUAGGGUGUUUAUGGUUGGGAAAGAAAAAUUUGAUCUGACCAUCUUUAGGCCUGCAAAACAUUACCCAAGGCCCACACCCGCAGAGCAUUUGCAGGACAAGCAACUAGCAAGGGAGAUUUGAGUUCAGGUUCAGAUGUGGAAGAAGUAGGUGCAUGUGAAGCUUGAUUGUGUAGAAAGAACUAGGUAGAAAUAGAGACUUUAACUGCACUUUACUCUUUAGUUAAAAGAAAUAAAAUAGUAACAUUCUCAUUCUCACAGAAUUUGGUUUGGUUUUUUCUUGGGUGUCUGUGCAUUUUCCUUGUAAUCUCCAUGACUGUUAUCAUAUGCCUAUCUACCUAAAUUAAUCACUCGUUUAAUCUAUAUAAGUAUUAACCAUAUGUUACAAAA